AUGGGUCAUCGAGGCCGGGUCAGGCAGACCCUCAUUCUGGCCUUGAUGGUGGGGCUGGCCCUGGGGCCAGCCCCAUCCUGGAGUUGCUUGCAGUGUGAUCCGAGUUUUGCCAUGCAGUUUGCCUCGUACAUCCCCCAACUGAGCCGCAAGUCCUGGGGUAUCGGGGAUGUGCCGGCAGCAGGUCGGCGGCUGCGGGGUUGGGCUCAAGACACGUUGGACGAGAUUCGCCUCGAUGUCCCCCUUGAGAUCCCUCUUGAGGAACUCCAGAAAGUAGCAGUGAAAACCUAUUCGAAACUUAAUGCUGUGUUCAAAGGGAAAACCUAUAAGCCAGGUGUUCUUCCGGAAACCCUGCGUUCCAUAUUCCAGGAACAAGUCUCAAUGCUGCGAGAUGCCAUCAUUGAAAGUAGGGUGAAGUGUGAACGCCAUUGUGGAAUCAACUGGUACGAUGCCAUCUCUUGUGAAACAUGUAACUUGACCAAGCCCAGCUGUUUUGGAUAUAACUGCGAGUCCUCAAGAGAAUGGGAAAAUGCCCUGAAAGACCUGUAUGCCUACAUAAACAAUUUGCAGACGACACCUGCAAAGUUGGCGGUAGCCCUGAAGGAAAUCCCCAUCUUUAGCAACUGCACAGCCAUAAGCUUAGAGAAUCUGAACUUUGACAGUAUCAAUGCUACGCUGUCCCAGAACUGGCUCACAGCGAAGGCCAAGAACGAGAGCGGCGGGGAAACGCCAGCGGCGGAAGCGCCGGCGGCGGAAUCGCGGGCGCCCAGCUGCCCAAUCAACACUGUUGUGAACUGCGACGGAUUCAAGCAGAUAAGGCCCCCCCUCCCCCCCACGAGAAGGCGACUGAGGCUGCGGGCCAGUGUUUUCACCAUGAGGCCACUGCUGUCGCAGACGGGGGCUCUGGCACGGACCCCUUGA
This is a messenger RNA of Sphaerodactylus townsendi, 918 nucleotides long. It is a transcript of the gene IZUMO4, whose product is annotated as IZUMO family member 4. The transcript has 12 exons. NCBI's taxonomy places the organism in Eukaryota, Metazoa, Chordata, Lepidosauria, Squamata, Sphaerodactylidae. Gene Ontology annotation, cellular component: nucleus. Bases 1 to 918 code for a protein of 305 amino acids. The record is from RefSeq and is a predicted model, not a curated record.